Messenger RNA from Episyrphus balteatus (marmalade hoverfly), 895 nucleotides. RefSeq lists its product as uncharacterized. The record is from RefSeq and is a predicted model, not a curated record. Lineage: Eukaryota; Metazoa; Arthropoda; Insecta; Diptera; Syrphidae. Bases 212 to 820 code for a protein of 202 amino acids. The transcript is spliced from 3 exons.
UUUAUGAAGUUUAAGCUUCACGAGUCGUUUCGUUGGUAGUUCAAUAAUUUUAUUAAGAUAAACUCUCGCUUUUUGCUAAUUUUCCUUUGUAUAUAAAAUAAAUUAACUUAAAAUAAAAUGUGAGUAUUAAUUCUGUUGCGUUUUUGUUUUAAGAUUAAAAGAAGUUUUAAGAAUUGUUAGUGUUUUCCAGAUAUAUUUUGUGUUCGUUGAUAUGGCAUUGGCAGCAAACACCCGAGAAAAAAUUUUUCUUGUAGGCUAUCCGUCUCAUCAAAUUACAGGGUGUAAAUUACCCUCAAAUCGUCAAGUUUUGUCAACACUAUUUUUUAAUUUGCGAAUUGUAAAAUUAAACUUAAAGGAAUCUGCAAGACUUGUCAUUCGAGAGGUACUUAUUUUUUGGGAAAAAGCCAGAAUUCAAACAAAAUAUGAAAAAGAUGCCAUUGUUAAAUUAGAAAAACUUUACAAUGAGUGGAGAAAUCACCAACGAAAUAAAAACAAAACGCUUGAAAGCACCAAAAAUAAAAUAAAAGAAUUUGCGUUGAAAAUGGACGAUCUCUUUGAUAUAGCACAUCGAGAUGCCUUGACCAUUACUGAAAAAAAACGCAGAAUUGAAGAAUUCAGAUUUGAUAUUGAUACUGAAGAUGACGCGGAAACACAGGGGACGGAGGAGGAAGCUCAAGAAGAAGUAUAUAGCCAGAAUUCUGCGGAUUGGGAUAGAAUGGAUGUUUCUCUAUCUCAGGCAACCUCUGGGCCAUCGGGUAGCAGGAAAAUGAGAUGGAAGCGUAGUUGGAUUCAGAACACCAGGAGCCACUCAUCAUGCUAGGUGGAUGGCCAAAGCUAUUUAUAGCUUAAAAAUAUUCAUGUUUCGAAGCCAGUUUAAAAUGAGUAACGAGGAACG